Molecule: messenger RNA, 2352 nt
Organism: Carya illinoinensis
Lineage: Eukaryota; Viridiplantae; Streptophyta; Magnoliopsida; Fagales; Juglandaceae
Product: aldehyde dehydrogenase 22A1
Exons: 14
Coding region: 196-2055 (619 amino acids)
Molecular function (GO): aldehyde dehydrogenase (NAD+) activity
Source: RefSeq, a predicted model, not a curated record
CAAAGCUGCGAUGGCAUCUUCUGAAAUUAGCCUCAAGACCAAUAAUUUCAGAAGAUGCGAUCGCAGUUUUUUCUUACUUUGAUUAAAGCCAAGAUGCCAUCGUAGUUAAUUUAGCGAAUUAAGUAAACCGAAGUAAAAUAGAAUCCGUUGCGAUUGCUGCUUCAUUUUCGCUCUCUUCCAUUUCCCAGAAGAAAAAUGGCGUUUUGGUGGCCUUUGCUGGUUCUUGCAUUAGCUUACGCCAUUUGUAGAUUCCUUUUCAUGCUAAUUCCCCACAAUGUUCCCUCCAUCGACGUCGAUGACUCAGACGUGUUGGAGGAUGGGAGUCAGAUGCAGGAGAACGGCUUCAUAUAUGUUCCGCCGAGGGGAAGGACGCAGCAGGCAGAUCCGAAAGUUCAGUGCUAUGAGCCCGCGACAAUGAAAUACUUGGGAUAUUUCCCUGCAUUAACACCUGCAGAGGUGGAGGAGCGUGUGGCACAUGCAAGGAAGGCACAGAAAGUCUGGGCAAAGAGCAGCUUCAAGCAAAGGCGCCAGUUUUUGCGGAUACUUUUAAACUAUAUAAUUAAACACCAACAGCUCAUAUGCGAGGUAUCGUCACGUGAUACUGGAAAGACAAUGGUAGAUGCGUCUUUAGGCGAAAUAAUGACAACAUGUGAGAAGAUUACUUGGCUUCUUUCGGAGGGUGAGCGGUGGCUAAAGCCUGAAUACCGAUCUUCUGGACGAUCAAUGUUUUACAAGAAAUCCAAAGUGGAAUUUCACCCCCUUGGUGUUAUUGGUGCCAUAGUAUCUUGGAACUAUCCUUUCCAUAAUAUUUUUAAUCCAAUGCUAGCAGCUGUCUUUUCAGGAAAUAGCAUUGUGAUUAAGGUCUCAGAACAUGCGAGUUGGUCUGGAUGUUUCUAUUUCCAAAUUAUUCAAUCAGCCCUGGCUGCGGUUGGAGCUCCUGAAAAUUUGGUUGAAGUUAUUACAGGCUUUGCGGAAACCGGAGAAGCACUGGUGUCUUCUGUCGACAAAGUUAUAUUUGUUGGAUCGCCUGGUGUGGGUAAGAUGAUAAUGAGAAAUGCUGCAGAGACACUUAUUCCUGUUACACUUGAGCUUGGUGGAAAAGAUGCAUUUAUUGUGUGUGAAGAUGUAGAUGUGAAUCACGUUGCACACAUUGCUGUUAGAGCUGCUCUUCAAUCUAGUGGACAAAAUUGUGCUGGUGCUGAGAGGUUUUAUGUCCAUAGGGAAAUUUAUUCUUCAUUUGUCAGUGAAGUGGCCAAAAUUGUUAAGUCCGUUUCGGCUGGCCCACCCCUUGCUGGUAAGUAUGAUAUGGGAGGCAUAUGUUUGCAAGAGCACUCUGAAAAGCUUGAAAGCCUUGUCAAUGAUGCCUUAGAGAAAGGAGCUGAAAUUUUUGCUCGUGGAAGCUUUGGUAAUAUAAGUGAAGGUGCAGUGGAUCAGUUUUUUCUUCCCACCGUGAUAGUAAAAGUAAAUCAUACAAUGAAGUUGAUGCAAGAGGAGGCUUUUGGACCAAUCAUGCCUAUAAUGAAAUUUAGCACGGAUGAAGAAGCUGUGAUGCUUGCAAACGACUCAAAAUAUGGACUUGGCUGUGCUGUUUUCUCUGGAAGUCAAGGCCGUGCCAGAGAGAUAGCUUCACAGAUCCAUUGUGGAGUUGCUGCAAUUAAUGACUUUGCAUCUAAUUACAUGUGUCAGUCCCUUCCAUUUGGUGGUGUGAAACACAGUGGAUUUGGUCGCUUUGCUGGUGCUGAAGGGUUACGAGCUUGCUGUCUUGUAAAAUCAGUUGUUGAGGAUAGAUGGUGGCCUUUUAUAAAAACAAAGAUACCUAAGCCUAUACAGUAUCCCAUUGCGGAGAAUGGUUUUGAGUUUCAGGAGUCACUCGUUGAAGCCCUCUAUGGCCUUAAUAUAUGGGACCGCCUGCGAGCACUGGUCAAUGUUUUGAAGAUCCUCAAAGAGAAAAACCAUCCUUCCAAUGUAUGGGACUGCCUGCAAGCACUGGGCAAUGUUUUGAAGAUCCUCAAAGAGAAAAACUAUCCUUCCAAUGGAACUAAAAGAAACGACUGAGCACGAUGCAUGAGAAUCGCUAACACUGCCCUUCCACCUUGGGUUUACCGCAUUAUGAUUGUGGACAUUCAAGGUUUCGAAUUAUCAUAAUUUUGGGCCUUUUCUUCUUGUUUAGUCACGAGAUUGGUGGUAUGUUUCCCUAAUUUGUCUUGCUCAUGGCUUCUUAAGCUCUGCUGAUACUCCUGGAGGUCCCCUUGUUUUUGUUGGAUCAGUACUGGACUGGGUUAGGUUGAAUUAGAUAACUGGUAUCAUAGUCUUAAUUUUGAUGGUGUGACGAGUAUAAUCUUAACAAUCUAA